AGAGCAGGGAAAGAAAAAGGGAAAGAAAGUCCAGAAGGUAGCACUAAAACAACCUACAAAAAUCCUUCAUUCUUGCCAGAAUUUGACAAAGCUAUCAUUGAUUCAAUUAUUGAUGGCCAAAAAACUGUGUUAACCCAUCCGCCCCUGAACCGCCUGUAACCGCCCGUGCAGAUCCACGUCCUUUCUACCCUUUGUGACGUCAUCAGUUUUAAUGGUCAAGGACAACUUUGUCCACUAACUUGUGCAGAGUGAAGAGAUCUUUCAAACCAUACCAGAAUGAGCACAAUUCAGUCAAGGACACUGGAGAAAGAAGCAAAAAGCCACGUGACAUUGACCUGAAAAUCUCCAUCAAAAUCUUGUUCCAUUGCUCACUUUCCUUUCACCUAAUCCUAAGAUCCUUAUUAAAGCUUUCCUAAAAACUCUUCCCACCAAAACGAAGCCUACUAAAUGCCCAGCAAGAGAAAAAAAAAUGAGGCAAGAAAAGUGAAAAAAGAGGGGAGGAGAGAAAGCGAAAAGUAAAAGUCAAGACCUUCGCAAGCUGAUAUUUUGCAUCUGGAUCAGAAGGCCUCGAAGUGUACGACCUUUAAACCGGUUUGUGGUAAGUUUCAGCUCUUUAUAGCAUGACAGUGACCAGAAAACCACUCGACUAGCUUCAAAACACGUUUUUCGGCAAAAUCUCCAGGAGCAAAUGGGUUAAACCUUUCAAAUUUAAAUCUGGUGUCCCUUAAACUAGCUAUAUCCAAAGCUGUACUUAAGAGGAAUACAAUGCCUUUUAAAGAGUGGAUGUCUAGACAGUGAUGCUGAGGAUAAAUUUAAACAAUUUGAGAGUAUUCUUAUUGCAAGGCAAGGUAUGAAGUUCAAGACAGGGACCCAACAAGAG
Messenger RNA from Porites evermanni, 880 nucleotides. NCBI's taxonomy places the organism in Eukaryota, Metazoa, Cnidaria, Anthozoa, Scleractinia, Poritidae. The record is from the annotation of a GenBank genome assembly.